This is a messenger RNA of Schistosoma intercalatum, 243 nucleotides long. Lineage: Eukaryota; Metazoa; Platyhelminthes; Trematoda; Strigeidida; Schistosomatidae. The record is from the annotation of a GenBank genome assembly.
AUGGCAAUCAAUCAUAUCGGGGCUACUACUACUACUACUACUACUACUACUACUACUACUACUACUACUACUACUACUACUACUACUACUACUACUACUACUACUACUGCUACUACUACUACUACUACUACUACUACUACUACUACUACUACUACUACUGCUACUACUACUACGAAUAAUAGUAAUAAUAAUAAAGGGUAUUUUAAUGAACAAUCGUCUUUUUUUCGAUCCUAUGAAUUGUAA